Molecule: messenger RNA, 1669 nt
Organism: Vespula pensylvanica (western yellowjacket)
Lineage: Eukaryota; Metazoa; Arthropoda; Insecta; Hymenoptera; Vespidae
Product: 1-acyl-sn-glycerol-3-phosphate acyltransferase gamma-like
Exons: 7
Coding region: 374-1537 (387 amino acids)
Cellular component (GO): endomembrane system
Molecular function (GO): 1-acylglycerol-3-phosphate O-acyltransferase activity
Source: RefSeq, a predicted model, not a curated record
UUGUUAACGAUUUAUCAACAAUAAUCAACAAUUUUACGAUCAAUAUUAAUUUCUAACUAUUUUUUUUUCUAUCGGAAUUUUAAUGGGUAAAUAUACAGAUAAAUAUGAUGUGGCGCUAAUAAACGUUUUUUGCGUUGCCAUUUCCUAUGAACUUUGGAAUAUUGUAGGCUCGAACUUCGAUCUUGGUAAUCACAGUUUUACAUUUCUGUUUUGAUUGCAAUUUUCUAGGACACUUACCGACGAAUACCACACCUUCAAUAAUUUGAUAAUGCUUUAAUAAAGCAUGUAAAAUUUACAACAAUGCCAAAUUAGAUUGAGAGAUAAGUAUAUGUCUUCUACAAAGCGCACAGAUUAGAAAUAAUAAAUUAUAAUAAUGGGCGUCCUUUCCUCAUUGAAAAGAUCAUCAAUUGUACAUCUUAUGCUUGCCAUUACAUUUUUUACAUCUGGCUUAAUAAUAAAUUUCUUCCAAUGUAUUUUAUAUUUUGGGCUUAGACCUUUCUCUAAAUACUUUUAUCGCAAGAUCAACUAUUAUCUUUGUUAUUCAUUUUAUAGUGAAUUAGUAUGUAUGGCAGAAUGGUGGUCUGGAUCAGAUGUUAUAUUUUACAUAGAUAAAAAAGAAUUUGAUAAGUAUUAUGGCCAUGAACAUGCAUAUCUUCUGAUGAAUCAUAGUUAUGAAGUAGAUUGGUUAUUAGGAUGGGUAACAUGUGAUCGUCUAGGUGUAUUAGGGAAUUGUAAAGCAUAUGCCAAGAAAUCUAUACAAUACAUUCCUACAUUGGGAUGGGCAUGGAAAUUUGCAGAAAGUAUCUUUCUAGAAAGAAAUUGGAAUAAAGACAAAGAUGUGAUAGGGUCUCAAAUUAAAGAAUUAAUAGAAUAUCCUGAUCCAAUAUGGUUGCUUCUAUAUGCAGAAGGAACACGUGUUACACCUAAGAAGUUAGAAGCCAGUCAAAAAUUUGCCAAAGAAAAGAGUCUACCAAUCUUAAAAUAUCAUUUAACUCCACGCACAAAAGGAUUUAUUUCUAGCAUUCCUUAUAUGAAAGGAAAAACAAUGGCUAUAUAUAAUAUCCAAAUGGCAUUUAAAGAAAGUGAUUCUGUUAAGCCUACCAUGACAAAUCUACUUUUAGGAAAAAAAAUAGAAGGUCAUAUGUAUAUGAAAAGAAUACCUUUAGAAGAAGUACCAGAAGGAGAUGAAGCUGCUGCUGAAUGGUUGCACAAAUUAUAUCAAGAAAAGGAUAAAAUGGCAGAAAGUUUUCAUAAAACUGGUGAUUUUUUUGCAACAAGUGGUGUUCCUAAAACAGAUACAUUCAAAUUAAAAAGAAGGCAUUAUUCUUUGAUCAAUACCUUAUUGUGGGGUGUGAUUGUAUUAGUACCAAUGUUAUAUUAUCUUAUUCAACUCUUUUCAUCUGGUUCAACUGUAUACUGUACUAUUGGAGUGGGCAUCAUUCUUCUAUUUUAUCUGCUAAUGUACAAAACAAUUCAAAUGUCUGAGAUAAGUAACAGUUCAUCUUAUGGGGCUGCUGAUAUAAAAAAAAUAAAAUAAAAUCUAGUUUUGACUACAUAUAGACCAUUAAUAUAUAUAUAUUACAAAAGUGUCAAAAAUUAUUAUUUUGUAAACCAUCAGUGAAGAUGUUAAAGAUCAUUAAAAUACAUAAAAGGAGCUUAUAAAAUAUGA